Molecule: messenger RNA, 1086 nt
Organism: Branchiostoma belcheri (Belcher's lancelet)
Lineage: Eukaryota; Metazoa; Chordata; Leptocardii; Amphioxiformes; Branchiostomatidae
Product: adenosine receptor A2a-like
Exons: 1
Coding region: 1-1065 (354 amino acids)
Biological process (GO): G protein-coupled receptor signaling pathway
Cellular component (GO): membrane
Molecular function (GO): G protein-coupled receptor activity
Source: RefSeq, a predicted model, not a curated record
AUGGCAGUAGACCUGUACUACUUCGUGUGCCACCCACUACACUACCAUGAAAAAGUCACCACAAGACGUGUGGUCGUUGGCAUCUUGGCGUUUAGAGCCUUCUCCUUCCUCGGACUUACGCCUGUGGCCUUUGGCGCACGCCAAGUCCCCACGUACAGCCUGCAUUGUGAGAUGACCACAGUUCCUGGGAACAGCACCUUACCUGACAUUUUCAUAGGCAUGAACGCACUAUUCGUAUUACUUGUUGUUCUCUCCGUCACAGUGAUAUACUACCUUGUCUUCAAGGAAGCCAGAAGGCAGCAGGAACGAGACGAGAACCGUGACCUGUGGGUGUUCCAGACCAGGGCGUUCAAAGUGAUGCUGCCGCAUGCUAUCGUGUUGGCUGCAUCUCUAACCACUGCCCUUUUCCAUGUAGCCAUGGUACGUAUGCGAGCUCUGAUCAGCGAAGAGCAGAUGUCCCAACGUGCCCUGAUCAUCGCUGACCGCACGGCCAUCCUCCUGCUCCUGACGCUAUCAUCCCUGGCGAACCCAUUCAUCUACAGCUUCCGGCUGCCAGAGUUCCGCCGAGCCUGCAGGGAGCUGUGCGGAUUGCGGACCAACCCUAACCCGCCGGUGGUACCGGCGCGACGGGUUCGGCAGGACGGCGCGGAGAUGGCCGCCGUCACCGGUCCUAGGCGGCGCGGUGCACCGGCCACGCAACUGGCGUCAGUUCAAACCUCUCCAGCGGGCCUGAUCAUGCAGCCCACGGUGGAGGAACUGCCUUCCGACCCAGCAGAAAAGCAGGCAACACAGGCAGACACGACCGUCCCCGGACCAGCCUCCCGUGCAGAACACCAGACCGCCUCAGGGCGACUGUUCCGGCUAACAGUGAGGGCGGAGGUGCACGCCAAGCCAACACCACGUCCUGAAGACAACAUGACGGUAACCCUUCCCGGACAAGUACACACGGAUGCCGAAACAGAAGACGUCCCUACACUUACACUGGACACCGAGAACAACCAGGCAACAACAGGACACACUUCGGACCGCCCGCUUGUGCGUGCAAAGUUAGCAUGGGAGGGCUAGGUACAAGCCAUUGCAACAAAG